AUGUCUGUUCGUUCGGAAGGCUCUUACGGCCUGAGCUACCAUACAUCUCUGAACGAUGUGGUUCAAACGCCUAGCGAAUACUCCCAUUCCAGGCUUUCCUCGAACUCUUCGACGGCAAACUCGGUCCAUAGGGACUCGUGGUCUAGGGAUUUUCGUGGCUCUGCUCAGACUGACUCCAUGGGGAAGCUUUCUACAAACUUCCUGGGCACGGUUACCUCGUCCAACACUGCUAAAGAUUACUUCCCGCUGCCUACUUCAGAGCAUCCCAAGAGAAAGCGCCUUGUUACCAAGGAGCAAAUGCUUGCCUAUAGAACUUAUGUUAAUGAUAUCAACUACACGAAGGGUCAGUCCGAAUAUUUGACCAACAGAGGCCUGAGGCUGCCACAGGAAGAUAGAACCGCUGAUUAUCUCCAGGUAACGCCAAAUAUCGUCCCUGGCUAUACUUUGACUUCCCAACUUUCGCUGCCUAGCUCAACACUGUUAUUCUUUUAUGCUACUGAUGAUUCUAACGAUGCGCUGUAUAUCAUUCGUCUUUCGCCUAAUUUUGUGGAAUCGGUUCCUGUUGCUCGCUUUUUGAACGAAUGGUACCUUACUUCAUGCUCAAACCCGCCACUUCAUCAUAGACCCUGGUGUAACCACCUUGCAGCCAACAAAUAUGUGCCUCUUGGAAGGUUUAACUUACUAAGCGAUGAAUCUCGCGAGAACUUACGUACUCCAAUUACCCUACCAAAAGGCCUACCGGGUGUCUUAUACCCGCUAGAGGUAUUCAACGUCCACCUGAACAGCGAUGAUGUGCACCAGCGCCGUAUCGGGUUUGUCUACCCUAACUAUGACUACAAAACGAUUAAGGAAUUUCACGCAGAUAAACCUAUCGAGAAGACUAACAGCGAUAAUAGCUCCCUUAACUGCAGCAUACGUUCAAUGAUUUCGGAAAUGUCUAUUGGUGAGAAGUCCCUGAACCGUAAUAUCACGAGAAACUUAGGUACCGGUGUCUUUGACGACUUGGCAAACAGAGUCAGCCAGCAACCUAAGGAUAGAAUUUCCAUCAUCAGUAUCUUGACUGAUAUGAUCUCUGUGGCUACAACGUUGGCUGUGUGUCACGAGUUGGGUAUCGUCCAUAAUGCUAUCACAAGCAACUCUAUCUUGAGAGCUGCUAACUUGCCGGGUCAUUUGGAUCCCAAGGAACACACAGUUGUUUUGACAGGAUGGGAUUUUGCUUUCUCUAUUUGCGUCGAAGAUUCGACUUCUAGUUAUAGGAAAAGCAAUAUUGCUGACAUUCCAGACUUUUUGCCUUACAUGUCUCCAGAGAAUUCUGGCGAGACGACUUGUUUGGUCGACUAUAGAACUGAUUUUUACUCCGCAGGUAUUGUGCUUUACGAAUUGAUUGUGGGAUGCCAACCGUUUCAAUCAGAUAACCCAGUUAGGAUCAGAAAAAUGCAUAUUUCUCAAAGGGCUAUCCCGCCUCUGAUCUUGGGCCAGGGUUGGAUUAGUGAAGACUUGAACGAUAUUAUCAUGAAAUGCUUGGAGAAAGACCCCGCGGAUAGAUACAACAAUGCUCAUGCCUUGAUCAGUGAUUUGAAGGAAGUCAGGAAUGAUUACUUAAGGUUGCAUAACAUGGAGCGUGGCGAGGAUGACCUGGAGCUACCACUCAUUUACGAUAAUGUGGAGUUACACAAGGAUCGCAAUGCUAUUCCCUUACUUCAUAGCACUAUUGCUAAGUUGAAAGAGACGCCUUGGCGUGAACAAGUUUUCAAAGCGUUCAAGGAGAAACAUGAGGGUAUUCAUUUUAUCGUCAUGAAAGGUGAUACUGGUGUUGGAAAGUCUACUUUACUUCAAGAACUCAAAAACGUUGCCGUCUCGAAUUACAAUUUCUGCAUUUCUUGGUCAUAUAACUGCGCUGAUAUCAACGUGACACCUUACAAAUCAGGAAUAUCGGCUAUUCAAAGUAUUGUGAGACAAAUUUUAGCAUCUUCGAAGGAGAAUAUUGCUGAAUGGAGACACAAAUUCACUUCCGAAAUUGAUACUGACUUAAGUAUCCUUUAUUCAGCCAUUCCAGAGUUGAAGAUACUCUUAGGACCAAGAUAUCAGAGUAUCAGAAACUAUCGUCCCGCCCAACUGGAAAGUGACAGCUUGCUUGACGUUGGGACCGAGACUGACACAAGUGAACGUGUACUGGAUGAUAGCAACCCUAGGCUAGGAAAUUUGCCUGGCUUUGAUCAGCACUCAUUGAAUAUAGAGAUGAAACUCAAGUAUAUCAUCAAACGUGUUUGGUCUUUGGUUGGACCCAACGGCGUUACUCUCAUACUUGAUGAUAUUCAAUGGGCUAACCUAGAGGAAGUGUUUUUCUUAAAAGAGGUUUCCAGUUUCUGUACCUUGAAUGAGGAUCCUCUCAAUAUCAAGGUGGUUUGUGGAUACCGCACUGGUGAACCUUCUUCACAGAGGGAUGAGCCAAUUAUUCAUUACGAUGACUUGAUACAGCUGCUUGACCUUCCACUGUGCAAGCUAAGCGAGUUCGCUUUGGAAGCGCCGUCUGAAGCUCAUUAUGCUGAGUUUAUCGGAGAUAACAAUUUCGGGCCAGGUCGUUCACUUCCAACUGAGGAAGGUAAUUUUGUGACUACAUUGUAUAAGGCUACCGAUGGAAUCUUUCUUCGCUAUAACUAUCUCAUGAGGACCCUUCAUUUGCGAGCUCCAGACUCAGGUAUUAACCUUGACAUCAUGCAAGAUGUUUUGAACACAAAGCAGUUCCCCCUUCCGAUGGCAGAUAUAGUAGAUGAUUACCUCAAUAUUGCAAUCACGGAAGAUUCGAGAGAACUUUUAAAGUUUGCAGCUAUCAUAGCCUCAAACGGGUUCUUUAGCUUUGCCGAUUUAAUGAUUGUUACAGCCAAGUCGAUGAGUGAAGUCAGUGCACUCUUGUCAGAAUGUCUUGAGUCAAGAGUUCUUGUUCCAUCUGGAAUCUUUUAUAAAAUUCCUUUCCAUCUCAUAAGUAAGGAAGACUUUCCAUUCGAUUUCAGUGAUUCUAUGAUUUGGGAAAUGGCAACAAAGGCAAAGUAUCAUUUUGAUCACGAUGCUAUCCAGGUUCAUCUUUUAACCGAGUUAGAAAUUGCUGGUAAAUGGCAUAAUUACCAUAGAGUGAGUGGCUUACGGUAUCAAAAGAAGUUGUCAAGCGAUGUUAAUGUUGAUAUCACUAGCAACUUGGUUGUCGCUUACCAUUUGCUUCUCUCGGAACCGAAUGCAAGUGACAAGGAUCUGGACAGUUAUUAUGAAACUUUUAUCACUGGUGGCCGUUAUGCCCUUGCCACUUCUAAUCUUCCACUUGCGUUGAGAUUUUUCUCUUACUCGACGAGAUUUAUUGCGCCCAACGACAGGAGAAGUCAACUUCGAAACCUUCUUACCAUUUGUCAAGUGCAUUUCCAUAUUGGAAACUUCUCCGAAUGCGCUAGCCUAAUUCAGCAAGCAGAAGAGAAGUAUGGCUCUGAUAGCAAUAGCUUCUUGUACCUUAAAGUUAAGUGCUUGUUUCAUAUGAAGCAUUUCAGGAAGGGAAUGAGAACCAUAUUGAAAGGCCUUGAAUCGCUUGGCGUCGAAGUAUCUGGCGAUCCUCAGAAGUGUGAAGAGAUUGCGGAUAAGUUCAUUAAUCAAGCGCCUCUUUCAGUUGCAGAUAUAAGAGCAAUGAAGGAUCUUCGGCCGUCGAAUAAUCAAAGGUUUAAAUUUAUUGUUGACUUGAUUCUGGACGCCAUAACGCCAACAUAUAUUUUAGGAAUGUCACAUUUAAGGAUGGCGUUGUUGUCUCAGUUGAUUCGUCUUAUGAAUACGCAUGGUGUAACUGCAAACUGUGCUAUCCCUUUGAUCCAUCUUGCUAAUUACUUCGUUCAGCCGAAUGUGAGGAACAAUACAGCCAAAGCUAUUGAAUUAUGUGACGUGGCUUUGUCCUUCGUGAACAACUUUGGGGAUCAAGUACUGAGCUUACCAACGAAAUUUAUGAGACUCAAGUUUUCCGAAGGGUUCAACACUCAAGAUGCUUCACUCAUGAAACCAAGUGGCUCUUGCAUGACUGUAUUUGUCACAGCUUCAAACUUCCUUUUGUCUUUCUUGACAAAUUCAACACAUCCUUCAACAUUCAAGCAACUGAUGACUUUUGCAAACGACGAUGACAACAUGAUUUCACAGGGCGCUUUAGGUUUGUGGACAGAGGAUAUCAGCUAUAAAUCCUACAAAGAGAAGUAUACCAAGCUCACAGCUCAACAGAGACCAGAUUUGGAAUUUGUCUACUUGGCAAAUGCAGUUAUUUGGCUUACCUCAGAGGGAAGAUACAAAGAAGCGGCAGAAAUUGUUUUGGACCGUUGUUAUCAUGUCCUGAGGAGAUUGCCUAUUUCGAUAUUUCACUUGGAGUUUUACUUUUACGCUGGCGUCUCAUUAUGCUUGGGUGCUGAUUCUAUGCCUGGUACAGCAUCCCUAGCAUUGGCAGCAAAGAUAUUGAGGAUGUUUGACCUAUGGUCCGACGUUUGUCCUCCUAACUUCGAAACGAAAUUGGCCAUCCUCACCGCUUGUUACAGUUGUACCCAAAAGAAUAGGUCAUCUUUGACCAUUCUUGAUAACUUUGAGGUCGCUAUAGAUGCCGCAAAUAAAGCUACUCGUUGGAUAGAGGCCUGUUUGGCAAAUUACUUAUGUGCUAGAUGGCUAGUCAAGACCUCAGAAAGUAAGAAAAGGAUAACUUAUUACGCCCAAAAUGCCCUUUCUAUCGCAGCAACACUUAAGGCCGAUAGGCAAGUUACACGGUUGCAAAAUGAAUUCUCUUCGGCUUUUGACAGCUUCAAUUGGGCCGGAGUUUCAGUCUUCUCUGAUGGCCCGCAAGCCAACCAGAGAUUGCCACAUCUGCUUAAUGAUCAGCUUCAGCACAUCUUUGCGGAAAGUAAAUACCGUGGCAACGCCCCUCCACCACUUCCAAGGCAGGAAAGUAACGCUAGUGUGAAUGGUAACCAGGAGCCCAACUUGAUGCUCAGAGGUUCUACGAACGACUUACCUACACAAUCUGAGCUUACAAAAGCAAUCAAGCUUUGCUUGACGAUUUCAGAAUCUUCGGAUAUUGAUUCUAUUGUUACCAGCUUACUUGAAAGUGCCAUUCUUUUCUCGAAUGUUGAUUAUGGUGCCAUUGUUCUCAACCUCAAUCUGACUGAGCCAAUCAUCAAAGCCAUUGGAACGUUGAACAACUUGUACAAGUUUGAUGAUGAGCCACUAGGAUUCAGAACGGACUUGGUUCCUUAUUCCGUCAUCGUUCAUUCUUUACUUAUGGGCGAAGCGAUAAAUAAGGACGAGAAUCCGGCGCUUUUCGAUUCAAAGUUCGGUUCAGACCAUUACUACCUUCACAACCCUUGUUCAUCUGCACUUUGCAUUCCUAUAAAGAGUUCGACUGUACUUGGUGCAAUCUAUUUGGAAAGACAUGCUUUACCAAAUGAAGUUCCGCAGAGCGCUCCUCAUUUCCAUUCCAGAAAGAUUGACUUGAUUGACUUGCUUUGUUCCCAGGCAGCUGUAUCUUUCAGCAAGUCUUUGGUUUAUUCUCAGAUGGAACUUGCUAAGAAAGCUGCUGAAGAUGCAACAGCAGAGAAAGCUAGUUUCUUGGCCAACAUGUCUCACGAGAUCAGGACUCCGUUCAAUUCGCUUUUUGCAUGUUCGCUCUUCUUGUUGGACACCUCCUUGACCGAUGCUCAGAGAGAAUAUGUGGAAACUAUUAAGAGCUCUGCUCUCGUCACUCUCAGUAUCAUUGACGGUAUCCUUGCAUUCAGUAAGAUCGAGCAUGGCUCCUUCAACUUGGAUUGUGCUCCAUUUGAUUUGAACUCGUGUGUGGAAAGUGCAAUUCAAGUAACUAGUGAGCAGACUAGCAACGAAAAUCUCGAGAUUGUCUUCUACAAUAAUUGUCCAAAUAUUGUUGAAGUACUUGGUGACAGUACCAGGGUUCGUCAGAUCAUCAUCAAUUUGGUGGGUAAUGCCGUCAAGUUUACCAUGGAAGGCUACAUCAAGAUAAGUUUAGAAUCAAAGCAUAUCAGUGAAAACAGAUAUGAUCUCAAGCUUACAGUCGAGGACACUGGUAUCGGAAUUCCUGCCAAUUCCAAGUCGAAGGUCUUUGGUGCCUUCUCUCAAGUGGACGGUUCAUCGCGUCGUGUCCAUGGUGGCUCUGGUCUCGGUCUUGCCAUCUCCAAAAAGUUAGUCGAUAUCAUGAAUGGAUCUAUCCAUUUUGAAAGUGUUGAAGGUGCUGGAACUACAUUUUACUUUACCUGUCCUUUCGAAGUUAGCAAAAUCGAGGAACAUAUUGACAUUAAACGUCAGAAGGUUGCGCUUGUCGCUGGUGAUUGCUUACGCAGAGAUGCCUUUUCUAAGCAGCUUACUUAUCUUAACGCUGACCUUCUGAGUUUUAAUAAGGCGGAAGAUUUCAAUGAGCUGCCACUCGGCUACGAUAUUGUUUUUGUCCAUGACAGUUACUUAAGUCAACUCAGCAAGUCCAUUGAAAAGCUCAAAGGAACGGCUACUCACAUUCAUCUCAUCACUGAAUUCGGGACACCGGUGUCUCAUCUCAACCUUCAAGAGCUAGGCAUCAGUUCUAUUCUCUUUGCGCCUAUGAGAAGAUCGAGAGUUGAAGAAAUUUUGAGAGGGAGUUAUCAAGAGCCUGGCCAGGUGAAGCCCAAGCAGCAGGGCACUGGUUCAACGCCUAUAUUGGGAGAAACGUAUCCCCUCAGAAUAUUACUAGCUGAAGAUAAUGCUAUUAACUUGCGUGUUGCCCUGCAGCAUUUGAAGAAGUUGGGUUAUGUCGCUGACCAUGCCAAGGAUGGUGUUGAAGUUCUCGAAAAGUGUGAUGCCAUGCUAGAAUCUGGAGGAAAAUAUGACGUUAUAUUCAUGGAUAUCCAAAUGCCUAGGAAAGAUGGUAUCACAGCAACGAUUGAACUUAAAGAGACCUUUAUUAUCGGAGGACAUGUCAAUUCGUUACCUGAAAUCGUUGCACUCACGGCUAAUGUUGCAGGUGAGGACCGUGACAAGUGCCUCAAUUGUGGAAUGACAGACUUCAUUUCAAAACCUAUUCUUCCGGAAGAGCUUAGAAGAGUACUUACGAGGAUAGGCAUGCAAAAAAAAGCAUUACAAUGA
This is a messenger RNA of Candidozyma haemuli, 7128 nucleotides long. It is a transcript of the gene CHK1, whose product is annotated as Chk1p. Gene Ontology annotation, biological process: protein phosphorylation; phosphorelay signal transduction system. Bases 1 to 7128 code for a protein of 2375 amino acids. Gene Ontology annotation, molecular function: phosphorelay sensor kinase activity; ATP binding. NCBI's taxonomy places the organism in Eukaryota, Fungi, Ascomycota, Pichiomycetes, Serinales, Metschnikowiaceae. The transcript has 2 exons. The record is from RefSeq and is a predicted model, not a curated record.